Molecule: messenger RNA, 2195 nt
Organism: Raphanus sativus (radish)
Lineage: Eukaryota; Viridiplantae; Streptophyta; Magnoliopsida; Brassicales; Brassicaceae
Product: cysteine protease ATG4b
Molecular function (GO): protein-phosphatidylethanolamide deconjugating activity
Source: RefSeq, a predicted model, not a curated record
AUAAAUUACGGUAAGAAAAAAAAAAGAGAGGAGAGAGAGAUGAUAAACACGCGAUUGAUCUUCUGACCAAUUCAAAACUUCCAUUCUUCGUCUCCGUUAAUUCGCACUCACGUUAUCCCCUUCGUCGCCGGAGGUCUUAUCUCCGUCGUCACUAGUCAGCCUGAACGAUUCUACUAGGUGUCGAAAAUUGUUGAACUGUGAAUCUGUGUGCCUCUGUUUUUCUGGUUAAUUUGAGCUCAUACUCUCUCUUGUUCCCCUGUGACUAGUGUGCUUAUUUCCUCGAGUUGACGAUGCUACAGUUGAGACUAACUGAGUGAUCACUGUCGAUCUACGAGAGGCAAGUAGUGCGUUAGAGCCUUAGAGGUCUCGAGUCGAUUGCAUGAGUUGUGUCAUGAAUUUGUAGUUAGUGCUAUGGAUUUGUUCAAUAUGGAGCCUUUAAAUAUCAGAUUCAAGUAGCUAUGGUGCCUUUAUAUAUCCUCUUUGAUUCCUAGGUUCGAGUAAAGAAAAGAUUUCUAGGCUGAUUAAUAAACCUGUCGAAGUUUUAGCUCGUUACUGAUUCUUGAUCAUAGAAGAUAAUAUGUGAGAUUUUUUUGUGGGUUAGGCUUGUUUUUUCUUACAUCAGUUUGGAUCUAGGUUUUAACUCUGUGUGUGCCUUUAGCCUGUUCAAUGUUAACCUGAUCUUGUUUUUGAUCUCUUAUGCUUCUUAUUGCAGACAAAAGAUAGAUUUCUCUGGUAUUAGUAGGCAUGACAUGUUGCAUUUGGUGCUAUAUGUCUAGGUGAUGAAAGCUAUAUGUGAUAUGUUUAUUGCUUCAAAAUGUUUUUCAUCAACCCCAGUUGAGAACUUUGAUAAAUCACCAACUUCUCUAGUGUCAGAUUCGACACUUCCUUUAGUUUCGCAAACGCUUAGGGAGGCUUCAACACCCGAGCAUCAGCCAGGUUGUACCACACGUAAUGGUUGGACAGUGAUUUCUAUGGCUAGUUGGGCGAUCAGGAGACUUCAAGACCGUCUUUUAGGGCCGAGUAGGACCGGCAUUUCCAGCAGCAUAAAUGAGAUAUGGCUACAGAUUUGUUAUAAAAUCUCAGAAAGUGAAUCGUCAGAAGUAGCAGAUGCACUCAGACAAGACUUUUGUUCCUUGAUACUAAUGACAUAUCGUAGAGGUUUUGAGCCUAUUGGUGAUAAAACUUAUACUAGUGAUGUCAACUGGGGUUGCAUGCUCAGAAGUGGCCAGAUGCUCUUUGCACAGGCAUUGCAAUUUCAAAGGCUGAGAAAGUCUUGGAGGAAAAAGGAAUCUAAGCCGCCUGAAGAGGAAUACUUAGAUAUCUUAGAACUUUUUGGUGAUUCUGAGGCUUCAGCAUUCUCGAUUCACAAUCUUAUACUAGCUGGAGAAUCUUAUGGCCUGGCUGCUGGCUCAUGGGUAGGACCAUAUGCUGUUUGUCGAUCAUGGGAAGCAUUAGUUCGGAAGAGAAGAGAACAAACUGGUGUUAAGAAUUCGUGUUCCAUGGCUAUUCAUAUCAUUUCUGGCAGCGAAGAUGAGGAGAGAGGUGGAGCUCCAAUUCUCUGUAUAGAAGAUGUCACCAAAACUUGUUUGGAAUAUUCAGAAGGAGAAACUGAGUGGACGUCAGUUCUUCUCUUGGUCCCAUUGGUUAUUGGACUUGACAAAGUGAACCCAAGCCACUUUCACGUUCCCCCAAAGCCUGGGAAUUUGGGGCGGCAAACCAGGUGCAUCAUGCCAUCAACUUUACAUAGUUGGAGUUCAAGAAGAUACAGGUUUCUACUUGAUCCGCUCGAUGUUCAACAGGUAGCGACAGGCAACAAAGAAAGUCAAGAUGCUGACACCUCGCCUUACCAUUGCAAUACUGUACGUUAUGUUCCGUUGAACUCACUCGACCCGCCGCUAGCUCUUGGAUUCUAUUGCCGAAACAAAGUAUGCGAACAACGAUGCUAUCUGGAGACUCCAAUGGCGCUCUCCAUUGUUCAGGGUGACUCAAUCUCAGAGGACUGGUGACUGUGGAAUUGCAGAGUCCACCACUAUAACAUGUACAGAGACAUCUGGUGAGGAGCAUGAAGACGAGUGGCAAUUACUUUGACAAGUUACACUAAACCAUUCUUCUUCAUUUGUGCCUUUUCGUCCAGAAUAGUACAUUUUGCAUCUCUAGAUACCAUUCUUUUUUUACAAAAAUACCAAGAUUUCAUG